AUGCCCCAUGUCUUCCUGGUCAGGAGUAGGCGUCUGCAAACACCUAAUUGGGACUACCUGCCUGACCAACUCUGGGGAGAUGCCUAUGUCCCAGACUGCAGCAGCCUGAAGGGGCCACCAGCACACCAAUCUUCCAACCUUGGGGAGUCUUGGGCAGCAGUGAGUCUGCAGGUGGCCCACAAGACCCUGCUCAGGAUCCAUCCAUUCCACUGCAGAGUUUGUGGGAAAGCAUUUACAUAGCACUGAUAGCUUGAAACGCAUCUUGCCAAGGUGCACGGUCGGUCAGCCAGCCAGCUACGCUUAGCUUACCGUGAGCUCCGUGAGAAGUUACAUGUGUGCAAGAUCUGUGGCUUCACUAGUUCGAGGCACACUUUCGCGCAGCACUGGGCCCUGCACCGCGCUGCUUGA
Molecule: messenger RNA, 408 nt
Organism: Myotis lucifugus (little brown bat)
Lineage: Eukaryota; Metazoa; Chordata; Mammalia; Chiroptera; Vespertilionidae
Gene: OVOL3
Product: ovo like zinc finger 3
Biological process (GO): epidermal cell differentiation; regulation of transcription by RNA polymerase II
Cellular component (GO): nucleus
Molecular function (GO): RNA polymerase II cis-regulatory region sequence-specific DNA binding; DNA-binding transcription factor activity, RNA polymerase II-specific
Source: RefSeq, a predicted model, not a curated record